Molecule: messenger RNA, 2181 nt
Organism: Danio rerio (zebrafish)
Lineage: Eukaryota; Metazoa; Chordata; Actinopteri; Cypriniformes; Danionidae
Gene: bmi1a
Product: BMI1 proto-oncogene, polycomb ring finger a
Biological process (GO): cerebellum development
Cellular component (GO): nucleus
Source: RefSeq, marked provisional
CAGCGCAGCAUUUUUCAAAGAGAAGACUGAAGGCGCUAGUCUGGAGAAAACGCACAUCAGCCUGGCUGUUUUACACGCGGGAGGUCUAAAUACGAAACCGGUUACGUCUCUCCAACAAAGCAAGGCACGCACAUCGACAACAGGACCUUUUCUAUUUUUUAUUAUUGUACUGCGCCCUGCUCCACCGUUCUCUUAUUGCAAUUGACAGCGUCUGCAGCCCUUUUCAAGAUGGCCGCUUGGCUCGUAUUCAUUUUCUGCUGAUCGACUUAUAACUUUCAUUGUCUAACCAGCACCAGGCUCGACUAUUCACUCCAGUCCAGAAAGGUUCUUUUCUAUCCCAUGACGAUGCAUCGCACAACAAGGAUCAAGAUUACAGAGCUCAAUCCUCAUCUGAUGUGUGUAUUAUGUGGUGGAUAUUUCAUAGAUGCAACAACAAUCAUAGAAUGCUUGCACUCAUUUUGUAAAAUGUGCAUUGUCCGGUACCUGGAGACCAGUAAAUACUGCCCCAUAUGUGAUGUGCAGGUUCACAAAACAAAGCCACUUCUCAAUAUACGGUCUGACAAAACUCUACAAGACAUUGUAUACAAGUUGGUUCCUGGUCUUUUCAAAAAUGAAAUGAAGCGUAGGAGAGACUUUUAUGCUGAACACCCAUCUGUUGAUGCUGCAAAUGGGUCAAAUGAGGAUCGAGGGGAAGUUGCUGACGAGGACAAGCGAAUCAUUACAGAUGAUGAGAUUAUCAGUCUGUCAAUUGAGUUUUUCGAUCAUAGGGCGCAACAGCAAGGCUGCACAGAGGAGAGACAAAAAGAGGAGGUCAAUAACAAAAGAUAUCUACAAUGCCCUGCUGCCAUGACUGUGAUGCAUUUGAGGAAAUUUCUGAGAAGCAAAAUGGAUAUACCUCCUACUUACCAGAUCGAAGUUAUGUAUGAGGAUGAGCCUUUGAAGGAUUAUUACACAUUAAUGGACAUUGCCUACAUCUACACGUGGAGAAGAAAUGGACCACUGCCGCUAAAAUACCGUGUGCGACCCAGCUGUAAAAAAAUGAAGAUUACCCACCCACAAGAGGGUUUGAACAAUGCAAACCGAUCUGAAAGCGACUCAGCCAGUGAUAAGGCCUGCAGUCCUGCUGGAGUUCCAUCCACCUCCUCACCACUACCGAGUCCGAGCACUCUGGUGCAGCCGUCACAACCUCAUUUCACUCAUAUUUCCAGUCCUAUUAACGGCACGACAAUGACAAGCCCAAAUCGACAGUUCAACUUCAGCAAAGUGCGAAAGUCAGCACUGAACGGAUCUUCAACAUCAUCUGGAUGAUAAGGAACUAUAAGAUAAAGCCAACGCCAGAUGUAAUCCAGCUAUUUCCAUGCCAACAUAGUGUCAUGUAGAUCUUUUUCUUUAUGUCAUUAUUAUCAAUAUGUUAUACAUGUAACUUUAACGUAGUGGAAAUGACGCACUUCAUUUGACACAUUGCUGGAAUUUCAGAGUUUGCGUGAGAACGUUGGAGGCCCAUUUGAUGGCAAAGUGGAGCGCAGUUUGAUGGUUGUGGCAAUUUCAGAAUGCAGAAAUUAAUUAUACCUUUUUAUAUAUUUUUACUUUUGGUCUACAUUUUCUAUACACGACUGCAUUAUCUGUUGCUUGUAUUUUACAUGUGUACUAUAAUGUUCUUUAAAAGCAUGAUUUAAAAAAGCAUAUACUUUUUAAUUUUAGUUCACCUUUUCUGGGGUAGUUACUAAACAUUCCUGGUAUAUUCUGGCCUGUGUCAAAGAAAAGCAUAUCUAUAGCUCAAAUUUAAAGAACAAGACUAUAUUAGGAUUGCGUGUUCAAAGGGAAAAGUUCUUGGCGACCUAAUAAGCUCUUAUUUAAAGUUAUGGGAAAUUCAAGUUUAGUUUUUGCAGUUAUUGUACAGUUGGCUCCACUGUGCUGGUUCGGGUUGGUCUGAUUGGUCUCGAAGUCAUGCUUCAGUUUUGUAUAGCAUGCACAUGGGUAUUUCAGAAUGCUUUCAAGCUAUUACAUAAACAAUUUUAUCAAAAGAUAAACAGCCCCUGUUAAUCCCCAACUUCUCAUUCUGGACAACGUUUUGAUGUCUUCAGUGUUCAUUGUCUUAUUGGUCGAUUGUAGACUAUUGACAGCUGUUGUAUUGUGACUGUUGCACAGUAUAAAACAUCUAAAUAAAACAUUUUACACUUU